Messenger RNA from Rhipicephalus microplus (southern cattle tick), 660 nucleotides. RefSeq names its product cuticle protein 16.8. Gene Ontology annotation, molecular function: structural constituent of chitin-based larval cuticle. Gene Ontology annotation, cellular component: chitin-based extracellular matrix. Lineage: Eukaryota; Metazoa; Arthropoda; Arachnida; Ixodida; Ixodidae. The record is from RefSeq and is a predicted model, not a curated record.
UCUGCUUCUAUCCAACGAAGCCACACGCAUACAGACUGCAGACACACGUGAAACAGUGCCUUCCACUUCAAGGAAAACCAAAGAAAGGAAUAUGAUCGCCAAGGUUCUCGUUGCUCUCGCCUUUGCUGUCGCCCUCGCCGUGGUGCAAGUGGGCUCUCAGAUCCAGUUUGUAAACCGGCGCCCUAGUGCUAUUGUGGCAGCCGGUGCAGGUCCUGGCGCACCCGUGGCCGAGCCCGUUUACCCGCCGCAGCCGUACAGCUUCGGCUACGACAACGUGGAUGAGUACGGUACGCAGUCCUUCCGCAAGGAGGAGAGCGACGCCAACAACGUCAAAACCGGAUACUAUGGUUAUCGCGACGCCAACGGCACCUUCCGGAAGGUGACCUACGUGGCCGACGCCAAUGGCUUUCGUGCCACCGUCGACAUGAACGAGCCGGGAACCGUCUCCGGCCACACCGCCGACGCUGUCUUCAGCUCCAGACAGGCCCAACAUCUCGGUGUGGCCAAGUCAGCGUCAGCUCCGGCUCCGGCCUUCGCUGUGCCGGUUCAGGCGCCGUUUUAUCAGGGACGGCCAACGCGUGUUCUCUUUACGAAUUAAUGUAUCAAGAAGGACCGUAUGAUUUUGUAUAUGAUUUGAGAGUAAACGAGUGCUGUACAAUA